Molecule: messenger RNA, 1284 nt
Organism: Bathycoccus prasinos
Lineage: Eukaryota; Viridiplantae; Chlorophyta; Mamiellophyceae; Mamiellales; Bathycoccaceae
Product: STIP
Exons: 1
Coding region: 1-1284 (427 amino acids)
Biological process (GO): spliceosomal complex disassembly
Cellular component (GO): U2-type post-mRNA release spliceosomal complex
Molecular function (GO): nucleic acid binding
Source: RefSeq, a predicted model, not a curated record
AUGAAGUACGACGUGACCGUACCCGUAGGCAUUGGCGAGUUCACAACCACCACCAACGUUACGUCGUCGUCUAAUGCGCAGAAAAAGAAAGGGAGAUUCGAUGCGGUUUUGGAACGAGAAUCAUCCUCAGAGGAAGAAGCGGGGGAAGGGAAAAACUCGUUGUUGAUUGGAAACGUGCGCGUCGACGUGCGCGAUAUAAACGAAGGAAAGAAGAAGAAAAACGAGGUGUAUUGGAAGUACGAUGAUUCAGACGACGAUGGUAUGGAUGAUGACGAGGAAGACAUUGAGUCGUAUUCGUCCACCUCUUCUUCCUCUGAUGAUGGAGAAGACAACAUGGAAGAGGAACAACUCUCGGAUUCGGCGGAAUACGAGCGGCAGUUGAAAGCAAUCGCGGGGAUGGCGUUGGAUGGAGGGUACGGAGGAGGGUACUUGGUUCCAAGCCCGGGGUCGUCGUUUGGCGAGAGCAGCAGUUCAGGCGAAGAGGAUGAUUGGACGUCGAAAAAAGGACGACAAAAAGCGUUGGCGAAGAAGCGCAGGGCGAAGCGAGCGGCGCAGGAACAGUUGAUGGAAGAGGAGGAGCUCGAAACGUACGUAGAAUCGGUGUUGGAAACGUUGAUGUAUUUAGGCGAAGGAAGUUAUAUAGGAUUACCGGCUGGGAUGACGAAAAUGAAAUUAGAGUGCGUGAGGGAUAUCGUACAUCAAAGAAGCGGCGGAUCGUCCGGCGGUUUCGUGUUUGAAACUUUGGGAGGCGGUAAGAGAAUCCACGCCGUUAUAAGGUUUCAGGGAAACUCGUCCGGGGCGAACAGAAGCGUGUCAACGCAUUACGGUAAAGAGAUCAAAGAUAAAAAUAGAAAUAGACGAAAUAGACAACAAAGAGGGAGUAAUGGUACCAGAAAAAACGCGACGCCGGUGUCGUUUAUCAAAGCGGGCGAGGCGGCAGACUUGACCAAAGUAGAGUCCGAAGACGACGAUGACAACGACGACGAUAUCGAUGACAACGAUGGUGAAAGAAAGAUGUACGCGAAUAGGGGAUUACGACGAGCCGCUGAAGCCGAGGCGAAGGCAAAAGCUUUGAGACGGGCGAGAAAGAAAGCGUCAAAAGGCGUUCCGAUUGACGCCGGGAGAAACUACGCCGAGUUUGAACAACAUUCGAACGCUAUUGGAAGUAAAUUGAUGGAAAAAAUGGGCUUUACGCACGGCACUGGACUCGGUGCGAAGAGAGACGGGAAAGCAGAGCCAGUUGAGGCGGUGAUGCGAAAGAAACGUGCCGGACUAGGCACUUGA